Molecule: messenger RNA, 1398 nt
Organism: Suillus subalutaceus
Lineage: Eukaryota; Fungi; Basidiomycota; Agaricomycetes; Boletales; Suillaceae
Exons: 8
Coding region: 203-1042 (279 amino acids)
Source: RefSeq, a predicted model, not a curated record
CGCAACGUUAUGAAGGAAGCCGAAAUUACAUGGCUAACACGUUUUCAGCUUUCACGACACUCUUUACUAUUUCCUCUCGUUGGCAGGCCCACCUAGACUUCUACUCUCAAGAACGUGCCCAGUAAACGACGCGCCCCAUACAGGUCCCCUAAGGCACAUCAAAAUUCGAAAGACCACUCUACUGAUUGUUGUAUUAUUGUCUAUGCCCGCAAUGAUUGCUGCUAGAGGUCCACCUGCGCCCGCACUUCCUCCGCACAGACGAUCGACGAAUUAUGGCUACUACAACCCGAUGGAUGGUGGGGGGAGUAUGCUUAGCAAACCCAUAAACGUCAUCAUUUCUGCCUACUCUGAUUCUCAAGUGCUGCAGAAUACUGUGACAAACGGUGGUCUUAUCAAUUAUUUUCAAUCAUUCGGGUUCUCGACCGAGUGUUUGGGACAGAGUGACGAUAGCGUGCAAACCGCUAAUCUUGGCGACGGGAGCGGUUACUUAAACCAGACUGCCGUCAUACGGUGGGACUAUGGUGAUGCCAAUUUUGGAACUUGCCAGGAGUCGGUCGAAGGAGGGAACCACUUUCGCUAUUGGAUACAGAAUGGGCCAAGCGCUGACUCAGGCGCAAUAUUCAUGGCAACUUCAUAUGAAAUGCCUAUCGCCGAGCAGCAUAAUAUCAUAGUCAAUGGUUAUGACCUAGGUCGAGACUGGCUCGUUGGGAAUGCUACCUUCCAAUCGACAAUUCUUCCAACAGCAAACAUGACCAACACAUCGACGUACUCGGGGCAAACAUCCUUUAAUAGUUUUACAUAUUCGACCACUGUGACGUAUGUCUCUGGGCUGCUACAGAACACUAGCAAUGGCAUCAACCACUAUCAGACUGUCGCUGUGAAUGGCCAAAAUGCGAUCGAUGGACUAGUGGCGGUAUUAACCGUUAAGAUGGUCCAGCAAGCCAGUAGUAGUUCAAGCGCUGCGGAAUGGACACAUCGUCCCAAAGGACUUUCCUGGACACUCCUUGCAAUGGCAUGUGUGAUACUCGUGUCAUUGCUCUAGAUUUACAGACCCCAUUAUGGAUAUUCUCGAACAGUGGUUACACUACACGAUAUUACCUCGGACGUUCUUGAACGACGAACCUUUAUUCAUAACCAUGUCUGCAGGCAUACCUCCGCAUAGUAUAUUUCAUCCCUGAUCUCACCUGCUAGCUGAUACUCAUAUGUAUAUUUCUGGUAUACUACUACUUAUUCCUUCAUUUGUAAGUUCGGUGCUCAGACCAUGACUUUUAGAACCUAGACAUUCACGCUUUGACGGAUUACUUGUAUCUAUGUCUUGUAUCAGCUAAGCUUGCCUGGUGAUAAUAUCAUGUUCUCGCCCGUAUGAGCUGAUCGUUUUCUGAUACUGUUCAAACAUGG